Molecule: messenger RNA, 5430 nt
Organism: Miniopterus natalensis
Lineage: Eukaryota; Metazoa; Chordata; Mammalia; Chiroptera; Miniopteridae
Source: RefSeq, a predicted model, not a curated record
ACUUUCACCUCCUUAAUCCACUGGUAUAUCCAUUUUUAUUGGACCAACAAGCUUCUUUUUGGCCAGCUACGGUCUGGGAGUCCCAGCAUGACUGGUUUAUUUCCAACAUGAUUAUAUUCGAUUUCUCUUUUUCACUCCAAAAUCCAGAGUUCAGAGUUCUCUCCCUCAGUUUGAAAACCCAUUAUGAACUUGUCAUGAUUUUAUCUCCCACUUCCCUGAUUAGCCUCCCUGUCACUUUGAUUUCCUUCCAACCUUGUCACAUUUCUCUCUUGUCUUUUUUUCCUAAUUUGCCCUUUCUUGGAUAUCCACACAGGUAACUUUUUGACUGAGACAGUUAGGUGAGAUCCAGUCCCUGCUAAUGGAUUAGUUUUGCUUUGAAAAGGAGCAAGCCUCCUUCCACCCCACCCUCUCCUUCCCAGAAAACCUGCCUCAGUCUUCUCUGCUUAUUCAGGGGUAGACUUCUCUGGAAAUUGUUGCUCUGAAAAAGGUCCUGAAAAGACAGCUCCACACCCUCUGUAUCUAAUAAACCUAAAGGGAAUCUGUGUGCAAACCCAGUGUUCUUCAUUCAGUAUGCAUAUUUUCCCAUGGCCCAUGGUCAGCCUGCUCCUGUGUUGGCCAUGAGGUCUAAAAAUGAAUCAGACACAGUCCCUGCCCUCAACAGCUCACUGUAGUAAUGAAUGCCUUCCAUUUGCCAGGAACUCGAUAAGACACUUGCAAAUAAUAUCUCUAGUCUACACCAAAGAGAAAGCUUUAUUUGUAUUUACAGUGGAUGACACUGAGGCUGGGAGAGGGUAAAUACAUAGCUAAAGUCGCACAUCCGAGCAACUGGGUAGCGGAUCUGGGAUUCAAUCCCUAGGCUGAAUUGCUGUGGAAAGGCCUAGCUGGAAGGGUCAGGACAGGAGAACCUGAAAGGUCUUGGCCUGAGGAAUCACCCUUUCCUACCACAGAGAUAAGAUACCAGGAAGGCUCAGGAAUUCCAUGUCCUCCCUGUAGCCUCCCUCCAGAUGCCAGUUUCACAGCGCAUUCUGAACUGAGCGCAUCAGGCUUGGAGCUUGUGGCGAGCAGUCUGGGGAGCCCCGGCGUGGAGGAGGACACGCCGCCAUGCCUAAAGCCCAGUGUGCCUGGUUAGCACGAGGCCAUUCCCGGAGAGUGCUGGGCUCUUGCAGUGCGUGGGACAUGUCCGGACUCAGGGAGAUGGCCAGCCCUGUGAGGCUCACUGCUCCCCCCCAUGGGAUCGAGUCUCCCUCUGUGUGGGGUCUCAUCACAGGUUUUGUGUCUGCAGAUAAGGAAAAAGGGAAGGAAAAGCUGGAGGAAGACGAGGCCGCGGCAGCCAGCACCAUGGCCGUUUCAGCCUCCCUCAUGCCACCCAUCUGGGACAAGACCAUCCCAUAUGAUGGCGAGUCUUUCCACCUGGAGUACAUGGACCUGGACGAGUUCCUGCUGGAGAAUGGCAUCCCCGCCAGCCCCAGCCACCUGGCCCAGAACCUGCUGCUGCCUGUGGCCGAGCUGGAAGGGAAGGAGUCGGCCAGCUCUUCCGCAGCAUCCCCACCAUCCUCUUCCGCCGCCCUCUUUCAGCCCUCUGAAACCGUGUCCAGCACAGAAUCCUCCCUGGAAAAGGAAAGGGAGACACCCAGUCCCAUCGACCCCAACUGUGUGGAGGUGGAUGUGAACUUCAAUCCCGACCCUGCUGACCUGGUCCUCUCCAGUGUGCCAGGCGGGGAGCUCUUCAACCCUCGGAAGCACAAGUUUGCAGAGGAGGACCUGAAACCCCAGCCUAUGAUCAAAAAGGCCAAGAAGGUCUUUGUGCCUGAUGAGCAGAAGGAUGAGAAGUACUGGACAAGGCGCAAGAAGAACAACGUGGCGGCCAAGCGCUCCCGGGACGCCCGGCGCCUGAAGGAGAACCAGAUCACCAUCCGGGCGGCCUUCCUGGAGAAGGAGAACACAGCCCUGCGGACGGAGGUGGCUGAGCUACGCAAGGAGGUGGGCAAGUGCAAGACCAUCGUGUCCAAGUACGAGACCAAGUACGGGCCCUUGUAACGCCCCCGCCCGGGCCGCGCUGCCUACACCUCAGCCUCUGCCUGGGGCUCCCUGAGACCCCACACGCGUGUGGGGACUUAUGACUCGUCACGGGCGAAUGGCAGUGCACCUGCUCCAGGAGCAGUCAUGUUCCAGCUUCGUCAUCACAUGGCUAGCGCACGUGGCCACUUCCCUAGGGGGCCAGCUUCACCGGCGGGGCCGCAAGGGAAGCGACGUAGCGGGUGCAUCAGCCUUAGUUUCUAUUCUUGGAUGUCCCGGCUGAAUCAGAAGGGGACCUCUGGUGGAGCACCGAUCUCCUUUCCCAGGGCACUCAGGCUGCCCUGACUCUCCCGCAGUCUCCACCCUGGGCCGUGGAGGACUGUCUCCGCAGAAUGAGUCCGUCGUCGUCACGUCUUCUCAGGUAGCAGGGUGUGUUUCCAGGUGGACUGUGUCUGUGGCCCACCUCCCCCUCCCCCAAAAGUCUGAGAGAAACAUCCGUUUCCGUCUCCCUCAGAUGUUGAAAGACAUGCCAGCUCCUCUGUAAUGUCUGCCAUGGGUACCAGGCCACCAGAGCGGGGUCUCUGCACAACCCGAGAUGGGAUUUGGGUCCGGGGCCUGUAGCAGAAGUACACCCAACUGUUCUUAGUUCCCAUACCCCUUUACUCUUGUAGCUCUGAGGCCUGGAAGCCAGGAAGGGGCACUGGCAGUCGGCUGUCUGCAUUUUGUCUGCUGUGAAGGAGAGACUCCGGUUGGCUGGUCUCUGAGCCCUGAUCACAGUGCAGAGGGCGGCCUUUGCAUCUCCUCUUCUCCAGGUCACUUGUGGAUGCCACCUGGAUCUUGUUUGUCCCACUAGACUGGGCCUCUAGGCCUGUUUCUUUUCACCCAGUGACCAAUCUUAAAUCUUGGAUUUAAAAGGAAAACCCCCUUCGUCUAGGAAGCUUAACUUUCUGGACGCAGGAUGCACCUUCCACAUGGUGUUCAGAAAACCAGCCUCCAUAGCCCCUUGGGCUGCAGGCAGGGAGCCGGGCCAUGUGUCUCCAUUUCAUCUUGCUCUGCCCUCCGGAGUGGGCCAGGCCAGAGGGAAGCAGAAGAUGGCUUCCCGGUCCUUGUUUCAGGAUCCCUCCCCUGUGCAAGCUGCCUGGAGGGCACCUGCCGGGCAGGACACCUGGCCAUGGAUCACCAGGGUCGCAGCACAACUCCUGGAGUAGCAGGUUCUUGGGAUAUUUACACAUUAGGGUCCCUUCAAUCUGGGUCCCUAGAGAUGUGGGCCACCCACACAGGCCUGGCCGUGGUAUGUGGAGGGGUCCUUGCAGCUGUGGCUUCACUACCUCACAGCUGCUUUGUCUUGUGUCUGGCUGGACUGGUCCUUUAGCUCCUCCCGGGAGGUUGAUCGAGGAGUCUGUGGAACGCUCUGCCCAUUGUGGUCAGCCGGGGCACCUGCACGUAGGUGUAUUUAUUGGCUCAGGGCCAGGCAGCCUGUGGUUAAGGGGUCAGAAGUAACGGGCGCACUUUGUCAUGCUUACCACUGGCUUUAUUUAAAGUGGUAGCUCCAAGACCCGGGCUCUGACCACAAAAGACUUUUUAUAACAUGUUAAGACCCGGGGAAGCCAUCCACUGGCUGUGGAGCGCACCCCAGGGGAACGCCGUGGCCCUCCGGGGCCUGCACACCGCCUCUCCUGGGGACUUGACAAGGGUGCCUGAGGCCAAGGGAGGUCACUGCCUCCUUCCAGGCCCCUGACUUUUACUUUGUGGUUCUAUAAAAACCAUGUUCACACUUUUCACUCUAUUGUAACCACAACAGGGCAGUUGCAUCCGGCAUGUCAGUGUCCUGCCCUGGGCAGCUUGCCCGCCCGGGCACUCUCCCUCUGGUCUGGCUACCCACCAAGAGGGCAGUUCUCGUUUUGUUAUUGGUAGAAGAGCCUCCAGCUUAAAAGCUCUUCAUUUUCUUUGGCCAGAAAGUAUAUGGUUUUUGUUUUUUCCGUUUUUUAAAAGAAUGGAGACUUAAUCUCUGGAUGGCGUCCAUGUUCUAACCCUUGUGGGUGGGAUAAUGGCCUGACAUCUCUCCUCUUUGUCCCACCUCCUGCCUGUUCAGUGGCCCCCCCUUCUUCCCUUCAGGCAGUGGGCCUCCAGUUGCUUCCCAAAGUGCUUACUUGGAAAGAAUGUGGCUGCUGGCCUCUUCUAGAAGAGCCCCUUUGAGUUGGGAGCCUAGCAGGGACAGGGAGGAGAUAUCUGUGGAGGUUGACAUUUUGGGGAAAAGCAGUGCUCAGGGAAGUGUGUCUCCUUCCCAGGCCCAAGAGUCAAGUUCUUGCAGGAGAGGGUUGGUGCCUGCUAAUUUCCAUAAUGGAAUUGGGAGUCUCCUUGACUCUCUCCUGGCCCCUCUCUACCUUGGGACUGACAGCCAAAGACUGAGGCUCCUGUGCUCAAAUCUUUGACAUCCGAAAAGCACUGGAGGCCGGAGAAGCCAAAGUCAGUGGCUUUCCAAGGGUUUGUGAUAGACUGGGAAGCACUAUCCCUUCCUAAGCACCCUGUCUUCAGUUUCCCAGCAGCCUUGUUGUAACCUCAGAACAGACAAAUCAUGAAUGAGCUAGAAUGUUGCAAGAAUAUACAUAUAAUAAAUGUAUAUCUAGGUAUAGAAAUAUAUAUAUUUAGAGAGAGCUUUCACGAUGGCCAGCAGCUUUGUGGAAGACCUGGGUAACUCUUAACCCUUGGCCAAAGGAAGGGGUUUGCCUGUCUGGAUCCUGAGGUUGGAGAAUGCACUGAGCGGUGAACCUUGACUGGGUAAGCAUCACCCUGCUGAGGGGCUGCUGUGGCCUGGGACGGGCAGCUCCUGUAGUCCUCCAGCCUGAGGCGGGGUGUCAGGCAUGGGAGCCAGCACGGGGGGCCCCUUUGUGUUGGGCAGCUCACCACCCAGGGUCUUGGGAGCUCUGCUUCACAAAACACAAAGGGCCGAGAGCCCCUGGUUUUCAUGGCAAAGCCCCACCCCAGAGCUCCUUUAACAUCUGUUAAUUAAGUGCAAUAAAUUUUUCUAGAAAAUGGCAAAGAUGACUUCCAGGUGGAUAUUGCUGUCUUACGGUGUUGGGGAUGCCAGACCACCACUUGGUUUUAUUUUUCUAAGUGCAUGUGAUGUGAGAGUGUGUGGGGUCCGCGUCCUUCCCUGGGAGCCGGCAUUCCAGUGAGCCCCUUUUUCUUACUUUUGUUGGGGGAAGGAGGCAGGAAGAAAAUUCCUUCUUCCCAGCUGGUGAGGGCAGAAGCAGCCCGCAGCCUGUUGGCCUUACGUGUGUGAGUGUGUGUGUGUGUGUGUGCGCACGUGCACGCGUGCGAGUGUGUCACCGCUGGUGGGCAGGAGUGAUGUGGCGGGGAGGGAAGCUGGGAAUGUAACCUUUUAAAACAAAAUUAAAUAUUUUGAGACGAGAA